GUUAGUCUAAUACCACCCGCUAGAUUGCUAGUACCCGUAGUUUAUCACUGCCUGUUAGUAAAAUUCAGUAAAACUAUAUUCUUCUGACUGGAUCCUCUCCUCUAUUACAUCAAGAGCAGGAGAAGGGUCGACAAGAUGUCUUUAAAGCUGACUUUUUGUCUGCUUUUAGCCUUUUUAGUAUGUACACAAGCAUUGCCCAUUAAAGAGAAAGAGUCAGGAGAAAGCGGAUUUUACGACUCCGAUGACGAGAAUACAAAAGAAGUGGAAACAGGCGAAGUAGAUAAUUAUGAUGACGAAGGAAAAGAUGAUGAAGUUGAUGAUGAGAAGGAAUCAUCCUUUCAGACAGAUGAUGAUGCUGAAAAUCCCGAUAAACAAGGGGUUACUGAUAGUAACGAUGAAUCAGAUGAUGAAAGUGGUUCGAAGAAGAGCUCAGUAAGCGGUGAACAAGAGGAUGAAGCAGCCUCUGGAUCUGGAUCUGGAAGCGGCAGUGGGGAAAAACCACCAAAAGCUGAACAAGCUGGCCCAUGUCCACCUCCAUGUUCUGGACCUUUUACUGAACGCUGGGUCCCAAGACCACGUUAUGUGCCUGGACCACCCGUACCUCCACCUCCAUUCCAGCCACCUCCACCUCCAAUGCAGGCUCCUCCUAUGGCUCCUCCUAUGUGUGCACCCUCAUGCCCUAUGAGUUGUGCCCCAUCAUGUGAGCCAUCGUGCUGUGGUGCUGCCCCUGUUGUCUUUCAACCACCACCACCUCCUCCACCUAUGCCAAUGCCUAUGCCAAUGUCAACACAAUGUCAGCCUUCUUGUGCUCCAACCUGCUGCCCACCUCCUCCACCUCCACCACCCCCUCCACCACCACCACCUCCACCUCCACCACCUCCACCACCUCCACCACCACCAGCCAUUUGCCCACAGACUUGCCAACCCACUACAUGCCAACCCAAUUGUCCUCCAAUCUGCUGCAAAUAGAUAACUAGAUCAAUUGAUAGGAGAUAAUGAUAUUAAAUAGUGUGUAUUCAUGAAGCAGCAGUCGAUUUGUAGCUCACCAGUUAAAACAUUAAAAGAGUAGAGUAUGCUUCAUGACUGUAUAUCAAUGCAUAUUGUAUAUUACUUAGUAUUAUUAUUACAAUCUUAUUUCAGAAUAAAGUGUUUUGUCUUUGAUAAGGUA
Messenger RNA from Actinia tenebrosa (Australian red waratah sea anemone), 1168 nucleotides. RefSeq lists its product as uncharacterized. The record is from RefSeq and is a predicted model, not a curated record. NCBI's taxonomy places the organism in Eukaryota, Metazoa, Cnidaria, Anthozoa, Actiniaria, Actiniidae.